This is a messenger RNA of Besnoitia besnoiti, 2748 nucleotides long. RefSeq lists its product as uncharacterized. Gene Ontology annotation, molecular function: biotin--[biotin carboxyl-carrier protein] ligase activity. The record is from RefSeq and is a predicted model, not a curated record. The transcript has a single exon. The coding region runs from base 1 to 2748 and encodes 915 amino acids. NCBI's taxonomy places the organism in Eukaryota, Apicomplexa, Conoidasida, Eucoccidiorida, Sarcocystidae. Gene Ontology annotation, cellular component: cytoplasm.
AUGGUUAGACGAAAAGAAGGGCUCGACGACGAUGGAGACGAUGUGAGUUCUGCCGUGAUGAUGCCCUUCAUAUUCAUGCUGCAUCUGUUCUUCCCAGCAGCCCUCACGGUUUCCUCAUCUGGUGUCGCCCCCUCUCGGACUCCUCUCCCUCUCUCUCAUCAUCUUUCUUCUUAUCCGCCUCGCCGUCGCAUCUGCAGAGCCUGUCUUGCACCUGCCUCGGAUUCCGCGUUUUUAAUCUUGCGAAGAGGCCAGGGAACGUCGGGUGGCGUGCCUCUGCCUCUGCGGCGGGCGCUCAAGUCGCCCCCCUACGGGGGAUCGCUGCCUUCGAAAAGAGCGGGAAGUCACGCAGUUUUCUUGCCUUCUGUGGCCCCUGUUACCCCAUCUAGGCGAUCCCCUGCCUUUGCCGCUUGUUCCUUGAAUCUAGGCUCUUCCUCCUCGUUAGGUUUUCAGCUGAGGCCGGCGAUAUGGUUGCCGCCAGCGCUGAACGCCACUCGUCGGGGUCUCGUGUCUGACGGCCUGUGCGCUGCAAGCUUGAGACGGUUUUGUGACCCUGUCCGCAUCUCAAAGGCGGUAGGCAGUCGCCUAAACCCAACACAGCCGCUGUCUUCUUCUGUGGCGGGCGUUUGUGGGUUCGCGAGUCCCCCGUCCACGGGCGUUGCCUCGUCUGUUCGAGGCCACAGUUCCUCUGCCUCUGCGCGUUCUUCGUCUUCUUCUGUGGUUUCUGCGUGUUCGGCGCCUCGCUGUUUCUUCGGCUGUCCGCUUCCUGGGCGUCGCGGUCAGCCUGCGUUUUUCGCCGCGUCGUCGUCUUUCGCUGUUCCGCCGUUUGGCCUGGGUGUGUCUGGAUUCAUUUCCUCGUCUGCGUGGGAGCUGCACAGAGGCCGCGGACGGAGAGAGAUGGAGUCUCCGCUUUCGCGCGAGACCUGCGCAGACGGUUCCUUCUCGCCUUUGUGGGUCGCGGGCGAGUGGGGGGCGUCGUUCUCGCCGGCCUCCUCGCGCCCUUCGUCUCCGCCUCUCUCGCCACACGCGUCUCCGUGCUCAUUUAUUCUUGCGCCUCUUGUGUGCGUCGCUUCGCAACUGGGCGACGAUGAGCAGCUGCGAAACUCGCCGGCAGCCGCGUAUCCUGCCCGGCGCACUCUGUCGUCUUCGCGUUUCGCUUCUCCGCCUUCCGCAGCAGGCGAGUCCACGCCGCAUGGCCCCUGCGGCGCUGUCUCCCCCGCGCCGCCUUCCUCUUCGCCCUCCUUCUUUUCCGCACAGACUGCGUCUCUGCGCCCCGUCGGGGGUGCUGGAGGCGCCCCGGCGGCCCAGGCGGGCGGGGUCCCGCUGCCGGUGAAGUCGCUGCACUUUGACGUCGUGGACAGCACGCAGAAGUGGUGUUUGAGGAACUUGGGCGACUUGUGCGCGACGCACGGGUUGUCGCCUUCCGCGUGGGUGGCGGUGAGCGCGUCGCGGCAGACGGCCGCAGUGGGGACGCGCGACCGCGCGAGUCUGCAGGAGAAGAAGUGGGUCUCCCCGUCCAACAACGUCUCCGUGACCUAUGUGAUCCCGUGGCCAGUCGCUCUGGCCUCGCGGCUGCUGAGCUUUGCGCAGACUGCCUCGGUGGCAGUCUGCAGAGUGCUCGCCGAGUACGGGCUCCGCGGCCAAAUCAAAUGGAUCAACGACGUUUUCGUGGACGGGAAGAAGAUCUGCGGCAUCCUCUGCCACAACCCCGCAUUUGUCUUGCCUUCGCCGGGCCCGCCCGCAGGCAGUCCCGUACACCACUCAACUGUCUCCUCGUCGUGGCCGUCGCCUCACAGCCCCUCCACUGCCUCGCCCCCCGUGGCGGGCGCGCGCUCCCGCUCGUCCGCAGCCAGUUGGGCUCUCUGCGACGACGGCGAGCGGUACUGGGCAGUCCUCGUGGGGGUGGGAAUCAACGUCGAGAGGAAACCCGCGGCCGCCGAAAUGUCGGUGAAGCAGGCCGUCACAUCGAUGGCUGAGGAGCUCGCGAGAGCGGGGCGAGGCGGGGGGUUGAGGCCAAACGGCGAGGCAGGCGCCGCGCGAAAGAAGCUCGAGGCAGCGACGCCCGCGCGCGAGCCACGCGAUUUCGCCUUCCACGCACAGACGCAGGCCUUCGGCGAGGAAAGGGAAGGCUUCGAGGAGAGAGAAGAUAAAGAACGAAAGUCUGAUAGCAGAGGCGCAGCAGGUGGGUGUCCUGAAGCCCUUGACUCAGGAGGCUCCCCCUCGGAGUCGGGCUUAGACAUGCACUCAAUACGCGCCUCCCUUGACGCCCACAUGUAUGAGAGUUUUUCCGUGCUGCGACGGGAAGGGUUCAGAGCGCUGCGGCCUUUUGUUCUGUCCCGGCUCGCUUGGCUGGGCGAUUACGUCGAGCUCGAGGAUGAAGUCUGUGAGCCUUCGCCCGCGAGUUCAGGUUCUGUCCUCUCCCCAGUGAAAUUUCCUGGAUCUCUUUCGGCGAAGCACCUGCCGCGUGAAUCUCGCUCGCACGCGGGGGGAGACGAAGAGGCAGACGGUGAGGACGAGGUCUUUACGGACCUCGACGGCGUGGCGGAGAGUCGAGCCUUUGCUGGCGGCUGCGACGCGAGCACCUAUCCCUCCGGAUGGACGCAGAGUCUGGGGACUCCAGCGGGAAAACAAGGCAGAAGUCUUCUCGCCGCGGGCAUUCUUCAAGGCCUCGACGAUGAUGGCGCCAUCCUGAUUCGCAUGACGGACGGGCGAACGCAGAAAUUUCUCGGCGGCCACCUCGUCAGGCCCUAA